AUGUACCACGAUGUGAAAGAGUUAUACUGGUGGGACGGUUUGAAAAAGGACGUGGCAGAAUUUGUACAGAAAUGUCUGAUAUGCCAACAAGUAAAAGCUGAACAUCAGAAACCCUCUGGUCUAUUACAGCCACUAGAAAUUCCCGAAUGGAAAUGGGAACACAUAACCAUGGAUUUUAUAACGGGAUUGCCUCGAAGUCAAAAAGGAUUUGAUGCGGUUUGGGUGAUAGUUGACAGGCUUACCAAGUCCGCACAUUUUCUACCUGUGAGCAUGAGAUUUUCUUUGGAGAAACUGGCCAAGUUGUACACAGAAGAGAUCAUGAGAUUGCAUGGUAUCCCUAUAAGCAUUGUGUCUGAUCGAGAUCCAAGGUUUGUUUCACGUUUCUGGCAGAAAUUUCAAGAGACAUUGGGAACCAAGUUAAAAUUUAGUACUGCUUAUCAUCCCCAAACAGACGGGCAGUCAGAAAAGACAAUUCAGACUUUGGAGGAUAUGCUGAGGUCGUGUAUAUUGGAUUUUGGAGGAAUGGUGGAAAAAGAGAAAGAGAAAGAGAAAGCGAAGGAGAAUGGUGAAGUGACGACGGUGACGGAAUCGACGGCUAGGGAAUUAGAGGAGCUGCCGAAGACAAUUGUCCUGCGGCUGGUGAAAGAUAAGCUCUCUCAGCUCUCUGCCGAGUCUGAAAUCUCCGUUUUCCGCGAAGCCCUGCAGGCCUUCUCUGAAAGUGGUCGCAUCUUCAUCCACCACCUCACCGCAGCUGCAAAUGAUAUAUGCAAGGAGUCGAAUAGGCAGAUAAUAAAUGCCGAGGAUGUUUUCAAGGCGCUUGAGGAGAUAGAUUUUCCAGAGUUUGUUCAGUCUCUCAGGGCCUUUCUUGAAGAAUUUCGCCAAAGGAAUGCCUCUCAGACAUUUUUUUUUUGGCUUAAUUUUGGUUUUCCUGAAAUCUUUCAUUGGGCCUAUAGCCCUUUCCUUCUAUUGACAUUGAACAAAGCGUGCACUCAUUGUUACAAACCACAAAUUUAUUUUAAUGUUGGGGUUGAGCAGCUUUUUUUUUUUUAAUCUUUGAUCAGCUCUUGUACUAGUUCUGAACUGGAAACAAGAUUUACACACUAGUGUCUUGUGCGCA
Coffea eugenioides is the source of this 1117-nucleotide messenger RNA. RefSeq lists its product as uncharacterized. The coding region runs from base 1 to 1050 and encodes 349 amino acids. Gene Ontology annotation, molecular function: nucleic acid binding; protein heterodimerization activity. The transcript is spliced from 2 exons. Lineage: Eukaryota; Viridiplantae; Streptophyta; Magnoliopsida; Gentianales; Rubiaceae. The record is from RefSeq and is a predicted model, not a curated record. Gene Ontology annotation, biological process: DNA integration.